GGAGCCCGGAGGCGCGCGGCGGCGGCGGGGGCUCCGGCAGCCGCCGGCUCGGUGGCGGCGUGCCCCGGUGGCCCAUCACGUGCUCGGUGUGUUGCAUUGUGUUUGCGGCGGAGGGAGGGCUGGCCGUGUCAGUGAUCAAUGUCAUGACUUCCUCCUCGGGCUGGAGCAGUAUCAGAGCACAGCUGAAGGAAGCUGAUUACUGCUGGUUUCAAAUUGGCUGGGAACAAUACACACACACACGCACACACGCACUCGCACACACACACACACACGCACACACACACGCACACACACACACACACACACACACACACACACACACACAGCCCGCACCCUGGCUCCCGCGCCGCCGCGCCGCGCCGGGGGGGAAGAUGAGCUCGGGGGACGUCGUUUGCACUGGAUGGCUCAUUAAAUCGCCCCCCGAGAAGAAACUCAAGCGAUACGCAUGGCGCAAGCGCUGGUUCGUGCUCCGCAGAGGCCGCAUGAGCGGGAACCCGGACGUGCUGGAGUACUACAGGAACAACCACUCCAAGAAACCCAUUCGCAUCAUCGACCUCAAUGAGUGUGAAGUACUGAAGCACUCGGGGCCCAACUUCAUCAAGAAGGAAUUUCAGAACAACUUUGUCUUCAUCGUGAGAACCACCUACCGCACCUUCUACCUGGUAGCCAAAACUGAGGAGGAGAUGCAGAUCUGGGUGCACAACAUCAGCCAGAUCUGUAAUUUUGGGCAUUUAGAAGAUGGCACAGACUCUGUGGAGAGCCUGUCGCACACCACCUCGUCCCCGCAGCCCUCGCCGGCCGCCUCCACCCACGCCUCCCGCGUCGCCGAUCCCUCCUUCUCCGUCGACGGCGCUGCAGCCGACGCCUCCGCCGCGGAGGAGACCCCCAGCGAGUCGGAGUCGGUCUUCCUCCCCGAUUACCUCUUCCUCUCCAACUGCGAGUCGGGCAAGCUGGGUCACACCAGAUGCGACAGCUGGUCGAACUCUGACAGAUCGCUGGAGCAGACCUCAUCGGACGAUGUUUUUGUCGACUCCUUGCAGUCCCAGCCCUCCUUGUACCUUGUGCAGCCAUCCAGUGCUGGCAGCGUCCACCAGGAUGGGGCCCCCGCGGCAAACCAUGGAGCCACCUCCAGGAGCAUAGACAUUAGCGGGCCAUCCAGUGACUUUUCCUCCUCCUCUCCAUUGCUGGGGACACCGCUAACACCAACUUUUCAGAUUGACAAGAGCCAAAACGCACUGCCCUAUGGAGUAACCAAGCUGGAUGUGCUGUCUAACACGCCACCGCCCCGGCCGCCCAAGCCCACCCACUUUUCCGACAGGAGAGGGGAAGAGCCGGGCAGUGGGCCCCUUCACAACGGCCACGCGGGGAUCUGCCGGGCCCAGGUCGCUUUAGUGCCGAGGAGAAUCUCCUUGUCCAGUUUAGACAAUGUCAGGAACUGGAAAGCAGACAUGGAAGGCAGUUCUUUAAGAAGCCGGGAUAAGAGGCUUAGCUUGAAUUUGCCCUGUCGAUUCUCCCCGCUCUACUCGACCACAUCAGACAGCACAGAGGACAGCUACGUGCCCAUGCGCCCCAGCACCUCGCCGUCCAUCCCCGGCUCCGACUGCUCGCCUGACGGCUACAUUCCCAUGAGCCCAGGAUCAGCCACGUUUACUUUCCCUGUCGUCAGCACUGAAAAACUCACCAGCCCCCUGCCUGAGCUUCCCUCGGACCUGGAGCCCCCGCCGGUGAACCGAGACCUUAAGCCUCGUAGGAAAUCACGGCCUCCUCCACUGGACCUGAGAAACCUCUCCACAAUCCGGGAGCAUGCUGCCGUGACCAGGAUGUGGACUGUGCCUUACAAUCGAAUGAGCUUUAUCUCACCAGAAAGAGACGGUAUUAAUUCAGCAAGAAUAUUUGCCAAUUCAGUUUCCGGAGAAGAGGAAGAAAGUUACAUUCAUAUGGAACACAGACAGGCAACAUCUCCAUACAGUGGUGCUUUUCCAUGGACAAGGAAAUCUAACCUUGAUUACUUAGCAUUGGAUUUUAAUUCUGCUUCCCCAUCCCCUGUACAGAAGAAACCUUUUCUCUCUGAGGAGCAGAGAGUGGACUACGUCCAGGUAGACGAGCAGAAGACUCAAGCUUUACAGAACACUAAGCAGGAAUGGACAGAUGAGAGGCAAUCUAAAGUUUAAAGGAGGAAGGUUUGGGAUUUGGAGGAUUUUCUUUUUGCACUGGAACCACAAUGUUAAUGAAGCAGCUAUCACAGUAGAGUUCAAAGGCAGAGAGACUUGUAAGAUGCUUAUGGUCUCUAGAGGAAUUACAUUUUUAAAGAAAACCUUUGAUAUCAGCUGGAAAUAGUAUGUUGAAUAAGUGAGUGGUUCGCUGAUGAUUAAAGUAAUGCAUUACUCUUUUUGCUGCCCUUACCAGUAAGCUACAUGGUACCAUUUUCUGGCAUGAUUCUGGGACAAGUCAUACACUUAAUGUUAACAAAAAAUCCACUACAUGUUGCAUUAAUCUAGUUAGUCCUGCCUUCUCCCUCUGUUGUGUAAUUCCUAGUUGCUAAAGCUAUUUUUUGAUAUUCCUUCAAAUACUGCAGGUGCUCAAACUGCUUAUGGCAACGGGCAUCUGACAGCUGUUGGUGACUAAUCAACUAAGGGCUAAAAUACUGAAACAGUAAAAAGAACUUUAUAAAUAUAUAGUGCUUAAGUAAAUGGAAUUUUGGAAAAUAAUUUUCCCCUGAGUUUAAAAGGUCUGACUCUGAGUUGAUGCUGUUAGAAACUCAAAAUAGGACUAUGCACCGCUGGAACUGGAGAGCCUGGUCUCUGACCCUCCAGAUGAUGGUCAUCAUAUUAAGCUGCUUCUCCCUAUUGUGGCUUAUACAUGUUGCCUUUCCAUCCGAUUACUACUGAUAUUUUCUUGUGCACGGCACAGCACAGCCGCUCCUCUAGCAGGAGGUUGCAGACGCACAGCUCUUGCCUGGCCAAAAAGUAGAAAAGGAAGCUGUAAGCCUGUUUCUGCAAGUCUUGGGAGAACUGGCAAGGGAUCAAGAAUGCUUUCAUCUGAACUGCAGAAGAAAUGCAAGUGGAAUUGCUGGUAGCAGUCGUCAGACUGAUUGUUUGGUUAGACACACCCCGACGAGAAAGAGCAUUAGGAAGUGCCGCGUGGUCCGAGAGGCCGGCAGGCCUGCCAAAAUACAACAGCAACAAUGCGCUUAUGCAGCGGGAGGACCUCGGGGCUCAGGAAGCUUGUCUACCUUGGGACUUGUUUCGGGCACUAUCUCAGGAUCGCAUACGUGUAUAGUUUAUAACAUAUUUAACUUUAAAAGCCUGGCUGCAAUCUUUAUUUUAAAGUGGCACACGGCCUCUCGAAUGAAGGAAAUAUGCAGCACCAUCGCGUUACCCCACACUGGAUUUGAUCUUGGAGCCUUUCUUCGUGCAAGUAAGUUCCACUAGCCAUAAGAGGUCUGUUCCUGUCAGCAAAGAGAGAGAACCAGGAUCUUUACGAGGGUUUUCCUCUUUGACAGGGCCAAUUCACUGGCCUCCCUUCGUGUGCCUGUUGUUACCACAUUAUACUACUGUAAUUUAACAUGCAAAAAAUGCUGAUUUACCAAACCGAGGUCAUCAAAGUGUCAUCACAGAAAUCGCUGACAUUUCAGGCUUCCUAGUUAUCAUAUUUCAUGCCUGCAUUCUGCGUUCAGCCGCUGGGGCUGAGGGACACAACCGAGUCCAACAUCCUGCUACAAACGGCAGCUUAGCUAAUAGAAACACCGUUUUUCACCUACCUCAAGAUAGCUAAAGUGCUUGCAAACCUCGCCGUUUCUUUAGAGUGAAAGCAAAGGUGGGAACCCACGAUGAUCAGUCUCUUAGCUCCUCCUGCAAGAACAACGAGCUUCACGGACCUUUAUUGACUCAGGGGCAAACUGUGCACCCGACCCUGCAGGCGUGAAGCGUCCUGGACUGGAGCUGCUUGGUAAAAUGGGGGUCAUAUUGCAGAAAGUUGACCUGCUGUUUCAGCCUUCUCCCUCCUCCCCAAAAAAAGCUCUAAAAUGAAAGCUGAUGUUCAGAAAAGCUUUGAGAAGAAUUCAGACUUUUCAGCAGAAAUCAUACCAGUUUGGUGUGAAAUUUAGUUUGUUGAAACCCCAAUUUUUUGUCCUAAAACUGAUUUAGGAGAGCUCUGACCACCUGUGCCCUGUGUCCAGUGCUGUGGCAGGGGAAGGGGGGUCAGGGAGAGGCAGGGGAGACAUGCACCUCCUCAGAGGUGGCUCGGAGAUAGAAGCAGAAGAACCAUCGUUACAAAGACGCGGAUGCUUUUGCCUCCCUGCUCAAAAGCAUUGCAUGCUUUUGGUGCAUGCUGCAGUACUGAAAGAGUUAAAAGACCAGCUAAGAAGUGUAUUACAAUAUGGGACCCCCAUGCUCAAGAGCCCUGCAGAGCACAGAAAACCUCCACAAAUUGCACUCCGCUCCUGCAGAUCCCAACUGCACAGCGAUGGCAUGGGAGCUGCCGAUUCAGAUUGCAACAGUGUGCAAACCGGGACACGUCUCACUGGAGUGUUUCUUUUCAAGCUGUCAGAAUAUCCUGUGAAAUGGAAAAAUACAACAUUAUUGAAAACAAUUGACUCCCUUCCAGUUUAUCGUAAAAAUAUUUAAGCCUUCACAAACAUGGCUACUGCAUCAUUCAGAAGUUUAGAAAAUGAAGAUCUCUUCCAGUGGUUUUCUUUCCUAAGUGGACACGAACAUGUGGGCUGAAGCUAACUCUCCUUAGAUCAGAAUAGACCACCUUUAAAUUUCUGUGUCUCCUUCCUGGGCGUGGAGAUAUGUUAUUUUGAUCAAACACAGCUUAGUUGCAUCUAACUUUCACUUUUUAACCAAAAACUAAGCUUGUUUUUCCAUUCUGAUUUUUCAUGCAGGGUCCCUUUUUACCUACUGCUGUAGGGCCUAUGACAUGCACUCUUACGCGUGUGUAACGCUCGAAACAGGAGCAAUUAAAAAUUUUUUUGAAAUAAAGCAGUCCUUCCCCAAGGCUUUUUUCUUAUUCUUUUUUUUCACUUUUAGUUGAGUUCCACAAUGCUCCAAACAGGCUAAAGAAGAGGAGGAUGGUGUGGGGAUAGCAAAAGAGCCAGAUCUGCUGCGGUCACCCCAUCAUUAAAGGUUUCGCCCCGAGUGGAGCUGCUGCGGUACGUAACUGCCGUACUGCGGGCGCUGGGGCGGCGGGCGCUGCGUCUCAGCACCAGCCUCGUUGCAGCCUAAUGGCAGGAGAGGAGGCAAGUGACAGAGCAAAGCGGAGUCGGCGUUUCAUUAACUUUGCUCCCAAAUACUGAUGGCCAAAGAGGAAAGAGAAACCGAAAGCGCCCCAAAACGGCAGCGGCUUUGGACAGUGUCUUGUCUGCAAACGCACCCCGGCUGCGGAGGCAGCUGGGCACGCCCCACGCGCAGCGGCGUCCCUUUACUCCAGCGCUGUCAUUUUGCUACUUGUAAGUAGUUAUUUAAGGACAGCGGGGCCGAUGAGGAGGGAGGCCCUGCACCUCUGCGCGCAUGGGGCAGCCAGCGGCCCCUCGGCACCCGGGGGCCCGUGAGACGGAGAGCAGCACCGAGCAAGCAGGUCUGGUGCAACUGGAAACAUCGCUCAGCAGAGCUCUCGGACGGAGCCGGGUCGCACAAACACACUAAAGGGUUUCCGUCCUGGUGGAAAAAUUAGGAAAAAUCCAGGCGGGAGGCUCCGCUGAGCAGCUGCGUUUCCCAAGCCGUCGUGCCCUGUGGCGAAAUGAGCCGAGGCCAGCACCCAGGCACUGGAGGAGGAAGGUCAAUGCGAUACGGAUCGCUUUUACUUAAAUAGCCUGCCACCAGUGAGCACAAAAACUACCUGCGUCAGACACCUGCUUGGAAUUAAUCCUAAAGAACCGUAAAUAAAUUAAUCUGAUCCAAACUUCUUUCCUGAACAGAGCAGGAUUUGAGUACUUGCUUGGAGUUACAGGGAUUCUUAACCUCUGUGCUCAAUUAGGGGUUAUUAUGGCCAUUUUCUGCAGCCUUUCAACGAUCACUCGUUUGAGCAAGGAGUAGCAGGACCCAGGACUCUCUUAUUUUUUGGACUAAACUAUAUUUUUCAUUUCUUUAGAGUACCUUUAUUUCAGAAGACAGCAUUAAAUACCUUACCGUCAGAAAUGAACACUUUGCCUGAGAAUGUCAACAGCCAUUCAGCUGGAGCUGGGUGUUUUCAGCCAGCUCCCUGCUGCCAAGGGUAGGGCCUGCUCUCUUCAGCGUUGCUGAUUACGAGCUAGACGUAGAUUUUGGAGUUGCAUUCACUUUAAAUGAUUCAGUGGUUCAGUGAUUCAAAGACCAUCAGAUGCUGUGACGAGAAUGAAGCACAGGGCAAUGCCUUUCCUUUGUGCCCCUGUUCCGCAAAAAUUGCUCAGGUUAAAAAAAAAAAAAAAAAAAAGCCACCAAAACAGCAGACUUUUGCCAUUUCAAAGCCAGAAUAUUUUUUGUUCAAAUAAAAAUAAACUUUUGUUUUGUGCAAGUGAAGCAUUAUACUUUUUUGUAUUUGUAAAUCUGUGAGGAAGCAUUAAACAGUCAUCUCUGUUAAGGAGGAGUAAGUCAUUAUAGAAGGGAGUGGCUCUCCCUUCCCGAUGUUUCGUUGUAAUGUUUGUUGUAUAUAUUUGCACAUUAAGCUGUGUAUCUUUUUUUCUAAUAAAUUAAUAUAAAACAUA
Molecule: messenger RNA, 6682 nt
Organism: Dromaius novaehollandiae (emu)
Lineage: Eukaryota; Metazoa; Chordata; Aves; Casuariiformes; Dromaiidae
Gene: GAB3
Product: GRB2 associated binding protein 3
Exons: 10
Coding region: 144-2171 (675 amino acids)
Biological process (GO): signal transduction
Cellular component (GO): cytoplasm
Molecular function (GO): signaling adaptor activity
Source: RefSeq, a predicted model, not a curated record